UGAUGCAACUAGCAACUUGCAUCUUUCUUGUCUUCUUUGUUUACAAAUAAUUUUAUACAUUGAAUGAUAAGGGAUAAAAAAAAACAAUGAACGAAGCAAUGGUAAUGAUAAGUUGCACUAGCUGCAUUUUUUUCCUUUUUAGUGGUUUCGUAUUCUUCAUCACCUUUAUUUCUGUAGCAGAUGCAGCAGACACCUUGACUGGGAAUCAAGCCCUUGUGGAUGAUGGAAAGAGCAGCAUUGAAUCCUCUGGUGGGGUUUUUGAGCUGGGAUUCUUCAGCCCCGGAAAGUCCACGAAUCGAUACGUGGGGAUUUGGUACAAGAAGAUAUCAAUUAGGACUGUGAUAUGGACUGCUAAUAGACAGGCUCCAAUUCUUGAUAGUAAUUCAGGAGUUUUGAGGAUUAGGAAUGCAAGAUUAGAGAUUUCUGAUGGUGCUGAUGUCAUUUGGUCAUCCAAUUCUUCGUCGUCCGAUAGUAAUAAUGCUUCUGUGAUUGUUCAGCUUUUGGAUUCAGGCAAUUUGGUGAUCAGCAAUGGGAAUGCCAGUAGGUUCAUUUGGCAGAGUUUUGAUUUUCCUAAUGACAAUCUUCUGCAAGGAAUGAAAAUUGGAUGGGACUUGGAGAGAGGACUAGAAAGAUCUUUGGUGUCGUGGAAAAGUACUGAUGAUCCUUCUGUAGGUGAUUUUACACAGAGGGUAAGUAGAAUUGGUUACCCUCAGAUGCUUGUGUCGAAACAUUCAGUUGUGCAGUUCAGAUUUGGACCAUUUGAUGGGAUUCAGUUCAGUGGUGUUACCUAUACCAGACAAGAAUUGGAUUUUCAGUUGUCACUGGUUCGUGAUGACAGGGAAAUUUAUUCGAGUUUUGGGAUUAAUGGGAAUUCUGAUCCUGUAGUGAGGUAUAUGUUGCUUUCUGAUGGAUCGAUACAAGUUCUGUCUUGGGAUGAUGAGAGCAAAAAAUGGGAGGAUUAUUUGAGUGUUCAGAGGGAUGCUUGUGAUCAGUAUGCAGUCUGUGGUGCCUAUGGUAAUUGUAACAAUACGAAAUUGAGAGAUGAGGCAGAUUGUGGAUGUUUAGGGGGGUAUGUUCCGAAAUCUCCAGAAAAAUGGAAAUUAUCAGAUUGGUCUGAUGGAUGUGUUCCAAGAACUCAAUUUGAUUGUAGAAAUGGAACAGAUAUAUUUGUUGAGUAUUCAGCUAUGAAAUUGCCAGACACUCGGACCGCUUGGUUUAACCAGACUAUGGGGCUUGUUGAUUGUAAAAAGGAGUGCUUAAAAAACUGCUCUUGUACAGCUUACUCAAACAUAGAUAUUAGACAAGGUGGAACUGGCUGCUUAUUAUGGUUCAAUGAACUUCUUGAUAUCAGAGAUUUUAAGGACACUGGACUUAAAUUCUAUGUAAGAACUUCUUCGUUAAAUACAGAGGCAAAUAGAAGUUCAACAGAAAAGAAGGGAGGAAGCAGCAUUGUUAUAAUCAUUGCUGUGUUGGUAGUGGUGGCAGUACUACUAGUCCUGAUUGUGAUUUUCCUCUGCAGAAGGAGGAAUAUCCGUAGAAGGAAGAGAAGGAGGCGAGGAAGAUUAGCAUUGAAUCCACAAACUGAAACCGGGAAUGACAAUGAGAGCAAAGAUCUGGAGUUACCAUUGUUUGAUUUCCAAACCAUUGCUAAUGCUACAAACAACUUUUCCUUGAACAAUAAGCUGGGCGAGGGUGGUUUUGGGCCUGUCUACAAGGGUAUUUUGGGCCACGAACAAGAAAUAGCAGUCAAAAGACUUUCAAAGACAUCCAGACAAGGGCUGGAUGAGUUCAAGAACGAGGUUUCAUGCAUAGCAAAACUGCAGCACCGAAAUCUUGUGAGACUUCUGGGAUGCUGCAUUGAGCACAAUGAAAUGAUGUUGAUAUAUGAGUACAUGCCAAACAAGAGUUUAGAUACAUUCAUUUUCGACAAAGAAUUAAGCAAGGUACUUGAUUGGCCCCAGCGCUACAACAUUAUAAAAGGCAUCGCUAAGGGCCUUUUAUAUCUUCACCAAGACUCUAGGCUAAGAAUCAUACACAGAGAUCUCAAAACCAGCAAUGUUUUACUUGAUCAUGAAAUGAGUCCGAAAAUUUCAGAUUUUGGCUUGGCAAGAACUUUUGGAGGGAAUGAAACCGGAGUAAAUACAGCGAAAGUAGUUGGCACAUACGGCUACAUGUCACCAGAGUACGCCAUUGAUGGGUUUUUCUCAGUUAAAUCAGACGCUUAUAGCUUUGGUGUCGUCGUGCUAGAAAUAGUAAGUGGAAACAAAAUCAGAGGCUUCUACAAUGCAGAUAACAAUCUCAAUCUUCUUGGUCAGGCAUGGAAAGUGUACAAAGAAGGCAACAUUCUGGACCUAGUUGAUGAGGCAUUCAAGGAAUCAUGCAAUAAUUCAGAAGUUUCGCGAGCUGUACAAAUCGGGUUAUUAUGUGUGCAACCAUACCCGAAAGACAGACCGAAUAUGAGAUUUGUUGUGUCCAUGCUAGGCAAUGACAAUGAGCUGCCACAGCCAAAACAACAACCUGGUGUUUUUCAUGACAGGAGGAUGCAAGACUCUGAUACUUCAUCGAGUAUGCAGGGAUCUUCUACAUCUAAUGAAUUGUCCAUAACAGUUCUUAAUCCUAGAUAGUAAAAGAAAAAUUUGUUCUCUAUAUAUUUUUGCUCAGUGAUUUGUACAAUCAAUUUUUUGAUACAUUUCUAAUACACGAUUGUUCUUGUGA
This is a messenger RNA of Daucus carota subsp. sativus, 2715 nucleotides long. Its product is annotated as G-type lectin S-receptor-like serine/threonine-protein kinase At4g27290. The record is from RefSeq and is a predicted model, not a curated record. Lineage: Eukaryota; Viridiplantae; Streptophyta; Magnoliopsida; Apiales; Apiaceae. Gene Ontology annotation, biological process: recognition of pollen; protein phosphorylation. Gene Ontology annotation, molecular function: ATP binding; protein serine/threonine kinase activity. Bases 87 to 2624 code for a protein of 845 amino acids. The transcript has 7 exons.